AGUUCCCUCAUGCAUGCAAUGUCCCGAUCCGAUCGCGUCUGACCUUUUAUUUUUUAAACACAAAACCCACGGACGGUCGUGAUUUGCCCAGCAUGGGAGAUCAGAGAGAGCCGACAAUGGUGCAGAAAUCCACUUCGUUUAGCAUCAAGAGCCUGCUCCUUCCGUCGAGGUGUGACAAAGCGGGCGCGGGGCUCGCGGAAAGAAACUGUGGCCCUUCAGGGUCCGACUCGGAGAAGUCUCUGGACCCCACGGAGAUGGAGGCUGCGCCCUUCGGACAGGAGAGCGCCGCGAAGGACAAGGAGAAGGAGGAGGAGGACGAGGAGGAGGCGGCGGCGGCGGCGGCGGGCAGCGAGCGCGCCGCCGAGCCCAAGAACGGCAAGUACGACAAGCCGCCGUUCAGCUACAACGCGCUCAUCAUGAUGGCCAUCCGGCAGAGCCCCGAGAAGAGGCUCACGCUCAACGGCAUCUACGAGUUCAUCAUGAAGAACUUCCCCUACUACCGCGAGCACAAGCAGGGCUGGCAGAACUCGAUCCGCCACAACCUGAGCCUCAAUAAGUGCUUCGUGAAGGUGCCGCGGCACUACGACGACCCGGGCAAGGGCAACUACUGGAUGCUGGACCCGUCGAGCGACGACGUCUUCAUCGGUGGAACUACGGGCAAGCUGCGGAGGCGCUCGGCCACCUCCAGGGGCAAGCUGGCCAUGAAGAGGGGGCUGCGCUUCGCGCCGCUCGGGCUGGGAUUGAACGAGCGCGCGAGCAACCCCCUGUACUGGCAGAUCUCGCCCUUCCUGUCCUUGCACCACCCGCACUAUAACGGAUCUUCGCCCGGAUUUCUGAACCAGGGCCACGCGUACGGAUCGCUGCUUUCCGGAGUGGAGCACUUGGGGAACGGGGAGCUCGGGCGGCCCAUGCUGGGGGGGUCCAGCGGCGGGAUCGGCUUGGCCAACAGCUACGGCGUGAGCACGUCCCCCGUCGGGCUCCUGUCGGGACAGCCGGGUUACUUCGUGUCAGGCGCGCAGCACGCGCAGCCGAUGCAGCAGGCGGCCGUUGGGUUCGGGGUUCCCUCCAGUUCGCCGCAGAGCCUCAUCUCGGAAUCGCUGAGAACAACGUUGCCUUCCUUCACGCCGGCCGUCUCGAGCGGAUUCUCGGGGGUGCUCUCCCACCAAAAGAGGGUGACGUCCAGUUCGUUCCUAAACUGA
Molecule: messenger RNA, 1199 nt
Organism: Scleropages formosus (Asian bonytongue)
Lineage: Eukaryota; Metazoa; Chordata; Actinopteri; Osteoglossiformes; Osteoglossidae
Gene: foxg1d
Product: forkhead box G1d
Exons: 1
Coding region: 93-1199 (368 amino acids)
Biological process (GO): regulation of transcription by RNA polymerase II
Cellular component (GO): nucleus
Molecular function (GO): DNA-binding transcription factor activity; sequence-specific double-stranded DNA binding
Source: RefSeq, a predicted model, not a curated record